AUGUCAUUUUUAGGAAGCAGUGCAUCCACGGGGACCACAAGUGCUUCGAAUGGACAAGAAUUGCUCAAUGAUAUAACUGUCAAUUAUCCUCCAGAAGACUCAAUAUCAGACUUGUCAUUUUCGCCUCAGCAGGAUUUACUUGCUGCCGCAAGCUGGGAUAAAAAAGUUCGAAUCUAUGAAAUUGAUCCGAAUUCAGGUAAUAACCAAGGAAGGGCUUUAUAUGACCAUGAAGGUCCUGUAUUGUCUGCAAGAUGGUCAUCUGAUGGAACUAAAGUUGUGAGUGGUUCAGCAGAUAAACAAGUGAAAAUAUUUGAUCUUCAAUCACAACAGGCACAACAAAUUGGCGUACAUGAUGCUCCUGUGAAGGCAGUUAGAUAUGUAGAAUGUGGUCCAACCAACACUCCAGUAGUGGUUUCUGGAUCUUGGGAUAAAACGUUAAAGUAUUGGGAUAUGAGAGCUCCUCAACCUAUCUCUGUUUUGAAUUUGCCUGAAAGAGUUUAUUGCAUGGAUUCUAGUCAAAAGCUUCUCGUUGUGGGAUGUGCCGAAAGACAUAUAAGCAUUAUAGACUUGAACAACCCUCAACAAAUUUUCAAGAACACGAUGUCACCUUUGAAAUGGCAAACCAGAUCUAUAUCUUGCUAUCCACAAGGAAAUGGAUUCGCCAUUGGUUCUAUUGAGGGUCGUUGUGCGAUACAGUACAUUGACGAGGCUGAACAGAAUAAAUUUGGAUUUUCUUUUAGGUGCCACCGUAAAACACCUACGGGAACAACUGCUACAUCAGGACUUAGAACAUCCUCUAGCACAGAAUCACAGAUAUAUGCAGUGAACGCCAUUUCAUUCCACCCAAUAUAUGGAACAUUCAGUACAGCGGGUUCCGAUGGUACUUUCUGUUUCUGGGACAAAGAUGCAAGACAAAGACUCAAAACUUUCCCAUCUGUUAAUGCUACUAUUCCCACCACAUGCUUCAAUAAAACAGGUACUAUUUUUGCUUAUGCUAUGAGCUAUGACUGGUCUCAAGGCUACCAGGUAAAUCGACCGGAUUAUCCUAAUCAAAUCAAAUUACACGCAACUAAAGAUGAGGAGAUAAAACAAAAAAAGAAACGAUAA
Priceomyces carsonii is the source of this 1107-nucleotide messenger RNA. It is a transcript of the gene GLE2, whose product is annotated as RNA export factor. The coding region runs from base 1 to 1107 and encodes 368 amino acids. Lineage: Eukaryota; Fungi; Ascomycota; Pichiomycetes; Serinales; Debaryomycetaceae. Gene Ontology annotation, biological process: transcription-dependent tethering of RNA polymerase II gene DNA at nuclear periphery; RNA export from nucleus. The record is from RefSeq and is a predicted model, not a curated record. The transcript has a single exon. Gene Ontology annotation, cellular component: nuclear pore. Gene Ontology annotation, molecular function: ubiquitin binding; RNA binding.